CAAAGUUUGAUUAGCUAUUAGGCUCUAGAUAUCUAUGUCUAGAUAUCUAGUCUAGAUCUAAAUUGUAGCUAAUAUAUUAGAUGACUUCAUUUCCAACAUUUCUUCAUUAUAUUGUUUUUUCAUAUUUAAUUCAUAAGAUAGUAGACAACCAGUCCAAGUUAUUCUAACUAGACAGUACAGUCAUGAGUGCCAAAGAUGCCUCUGUCAGUAAAAGCAAAGUAUCAAGAAGUAAAUCACUCGCAGCGUCGAAGGAGACAAUAUCUACCGUUGGAGUGGAUUCAGCACAGAUUGUUGCAAAAGAAGCUAGAGAAGACAGGCGUUCACAGAUAUUAAAAACUCAUAAGUAUUUAUUUUUGAAUGUCUCUCAUUAUUUGUGUCUAUCUGCUGAUGAAGUCGAAGAGUUUGCUUUGGAUGAAGAAAAUUCUCUCAGGAAGUUAGUCAGAUUCACAAACAAAGAUGAAACCAUCCUCUUUUUUCAAUAUCAGCAAAGACAGCCACUAACUUUUGAAGAAUGUGGUCGAGUCAUGGGCAGGGGAGCUACAUCUGUGAUGAGACUUUUUGUUACUUCUGGUGACGGAGUAGCCCUUGAAAGCAAGUGUGUUUAUUUCUUGAAGAAAUCCCCGGCACCAUUAGAAGACAAAAACAUUUCUGAUGAAGUCAUUGCUGGAAGUUUCACAAUGAAAGCUGGAAGUACUAUUCUUGGUGUCUUCUCGGACAGCGUGUCUAGGACAUACUAUCCAGCUCUUUAUCACUUGAAAUAUUGGGCAGUAAAUAAACACAUCUCUGAUCAACAUUACUGCACCUAUAACGAACUGUUCGUCAGUGUUGAUGACUUUAUUCAGCACACUCAGUGGGCAGAGAAACAUGUGAAUGAAAUGGUUGAACUAAAAACAUUGGAUCCAGAUCAAAUGACUAUACUGGCUGGAAUCACGACCGUCGCCGACUGUUUAGCUGCUGCACAAUCCAAAGUCAUCAUAUCACUUGCAGAAGAAAUUGUUAAUCUGUGGUGUCAACAAGUUGAAAUGCUGUUAAAUGCCGCAGGACGCAUUAGACGUGAAGCCGACGAUAUAGGUCCAAAGAAAGAGCUGGAAUUUUGGCUUGGACGUACGGCCCAUUUCAGCUACCUACUUCAACAGAUUCGCUCUAGGCAAGCCAAAACUGUGUUUCACAUUCUGCACAUUUGCAAAUCUCCUGUGAUGUCUGAAUGGAGAGAACUUGAUAUGAAAAUUACUGAUCAAGCCAACGAAGCUCGAGAUAAUACCAAAUAUCUGUAUACGCUAGAGAAAUAUUGCGAGCCACUAUACAGAUGUCAGCCUAUCAACAUGUUAGACAAAUUAUCGGGUCUUAUUGGCACCAUUCGAUUAAUCUACAACUUCUCACCCUAUUAUACUAGUACUGACAAGGUCUCCAGUUUAUUUGUCAAGAUCACAAACCAAAUAGUUACAAGCUGUAAGAACUAUGUCUCUGAUCAUGGAACAACAAGACUAUGGGAUAUGCAGAAAAACGAGUUAUAUACAAGACUGAAGCACUGUAUCAGAUUGUUUGAAGCGUAUAUCAACAUUUACACUAGAACGAAAAAGAAAAUUGCCAACACUCAAACAGAACGUCCCUUCAAUUUCUCUGAAAUGUAUAUUUUUGGUAAAAUCCACACAUUCAGAAAUCGUAUUGAUAAAAUAAUAUGCUUGCUAGAAUAUUGCAACCAGUUUUCCUCUCUGGAUUCUUGUACCAUUGAAGGUAUUGAAACAUUAUCAGCAAGAUUUAACUCUCUGUAUCUCAAUUUAAAAAAAAAAGGAUAUGAUUUGCUCAAUUACAAAAACUUGGCUUUUGAUGAAGAUUUUGAUAAGUUUCAAGAACUGGUGGACGACUUGAAGCUUCAGUUGAAAAAGUUCAUGAACGUGACAAUGAACAAUUUGAAACAAAGUUCAGAUAAACUGGAUAUGAUGAAAAGAUUUGAUAGUCUGAAUCUUGAUUUCUUGGACAUUGAAAAAGGUUACAUGGACAUAUUAACCUUGUACAAUUACGAACUGGAUAAUUUACAACACAUUUACGAACGAGACAAAGAAGAGCCACCAAUUCAAUGGAAUCUGCCUCCAAUAUCUGGACGAAUUUACUGGUUGCGUCUAAUGUUUCAUAACAUAGGCCAGCCAAUUUUUACAUUACAGAAUUAUCGACCAUCGGUUAUGAAAACUCUGGAAGGAAAACGAGCAAUUUAUCGCUACAACAAAUUUGCUUUUGUUUUAGCAAAGUGUGAGGUUCUAUUUCAUAUUGCUUGGUUUCGAUCAGUAGAUGCUGCCUAUAACUGUCUCCAAGUACCAAUAUUAGCACGAGAUCCAAAAACACGGGAUUUAAUCAUUAACUUUGAUCCCUACGUCUAUGAAGUGAUUAAAGAGGCUCAUUAUAUGGUGAAGCUGGGAUUACAAGUCCCGAGAGAAAUGAUUCAGCUAAUUCAUUCUUGCCAUAAUAUUACUAGCACUUAUCGUAAAGUCCAGAUGAUGUUAACUCAAUAUGCCUCUCUAAAAUCAACAAUACCUGAUAUGUUUAUGACACUAAUGCAGCCCUCCUUAUUUAAAAUUGACAGCCUCAUUUUUCCUGCUCUAACAACCAUUACUUGGACAUCCCUUGAAACAAGCAAUUACUUCAAAGAGUUAGACAAGGCUUUUGAAGAGUUUAGUCUUUUGAUCAAAACAGUGUGUGACAUUAAAUACACACGCAUUGAUGCAAAAUUAGUUCAGAUUGCAGAUACUUUACUUUGUUCACUGCCUACAGUCUCACCCUGGAGUGUUGAGGAGUUUCUUAUUAAUACACAGGAAAACACACAGAACCUGGGAGAUGAACUGAAUACCCUCAAUUUAAUGAUCUGUGAUACCGUAUAUGAACUGUUAAGAACUUUCGUCAACAACGCAGUGGUGGAAUAUAAAAGCUUGGAGCGUAUUUACAAUGAAGAACAAAAAAUUGGAGAUGCAGAAUUGACAAAAUGCAUGUUAACAACGCACACAAUGUCCGCUAUAGCUACACUGUCUCUCAAUGGAGAUCAAGAUCGUGGACCUCUACCAGAAGAUUUAAUGUCUAGAGACAACUACAAACAUUGUUGUCUGAAUCUGUUUGAAGAGUUUAAAACUCGCAUGAUUGAUGCUCUAGUGAAAUGUGUCCGAACGUCUUUAGCGGCUUUGCGAAAGAGAUUUUUAGCUGGUAUACCAAGAGCUACUGCUCAGACCAGCAUGCAGGGUACUGGUGAUGAUGAUGGAAAAGUAUUUACAGGACCAUUUUUUUCAGUAGAUGUAGAGCUAGCUAUUCCUAAUGUGGUGACUAACCCGGACAUCACAAAGAUUGUCAAUGCAUUAAACAAAGCAGUAACUAGAAUUAUAGAAGUUGGAAAACGAAUUGAAAUUUGGGAUCCACCAAACCCAGCAAUCUUUGUCAAACUAGGUGUUCCAAUGAGUAAAGAAUCCACCAGUACAACUUUGUUUUUAAAGAAAAAUUGUUUCAAAAUCAUUGGCGAGAAUAAAGAUGUGAUGAAAUACACCACUCUUGGUGCCAUUGCUUCUCCUGUUGGGGAAGAAAUAAAAAAGUCACUCAAAAAAUUUUCUGAGUUUCAAUUCAUUUGGCAGGACGAAAGAGAAAAAGUGUUACAGGACUUUAUGAAAACUAACCCUGACAUCUAUGAAUUCAAAGAACAGUACAUCAGGCUUAAAGUGAUGGAGGAGGAUGUAGCUAACAUUACCCCAAAUGUUGUCAUAGGGCCUAUUUCUUUGAACACGGAGCAUUUGAAGUUAGCCAUACAAGUGGAGCUAAGUGAGUGGAAGCGUGCCUAUGGACGUGAGCUGAACAAUAUCAUGAAGAAGAGAGUGGAUGAGAUGACAGAGUAUAUGGCAAGCCAAUCGAAAUUGCUGAAUAAGCCAGUCAAAGAUUUGGACGAUGUCCGGCAGGCUAUGGCAAGCUUGACUUCUGUGAAAGAAAACUACAUUCGUUUGGAUGAGGAAAUGUUGCCUAUUGAGGAAGCUUAUGCUUUAAUGUCCAACUUGAGCAUGACAGUACCGAAGGAAGAGACGGAUAGAGCAGACUCAUUACGUUACACCUACGAGAAGAUGUUAGAGCAAUGUAGCCAAGUAACAGAUGUACUGAUGGAAGUACAACCAUCGUUUAAAGAAGACUUGACGCAAUCUGUGGAGAUAUUAAAAAUAGACGUUGCUGCUUUUGUUUCUGAUUAUGAUAAGAAAGGUCCUAUGGAACCAGGAAUACCUCCUGCUGUUGCAAAUGAAAGGAUGCAAAAUUUUCAGAUGCAAUUUGACGAUUUAUAUCAUAAACAUGUCAUCUACUCACAAGGAGAGGAUUUAUUUGGUUUACCUAAAACUGAAGAACCUGAACUUCUGAGAGUUAGGAAAGAGUUAAAUCUUUUACAAAAACUUUAUGGACUGUACAACAGUGUGAAUACAAUAAUUGAUGGUUACAAUGAACUCAGUUGGUCAGAAGUAGAUUGUGAGAAGAUAAAUGCGGAACUUACAGAAUUACAAAAUAGAUGCCGACGCUUACCUAAAGCAUUGAAAGAUUGGCCUGCAUUUAACGAUUUGAAAAAGAAAAUUGACGACUUUAAUGAAACAGUUCCACUGCUAGAAUUGAUGGCAAAUAAAUCAAUGCAAGGACGACAUUGGCAAAGAAUACAAAAUGUAGCCAACUAUAAGUUUGACUUUGAUGUCAGCUCAGAUCUACCGAUGGACCAGAUUAUGGAAAGUGUACACUUAAAAGAUAUAAUGAGUGCCCCCCUGCUACCUGUGAAAGAUGAUGUAGAAGACAUUUGUAUCUCGGCUGUUAAAGAAAAAGAUAUUGAUGCCAAGUUGAAGCAAGUCAUGGCCGACUGGAGUAAUCGAACUCUAACUUUCAUGCAAUUUAAAAACCGUGGCGAGCUUUUACUUAAGCCUGGAGACACUGUGGAGACCAUUGGAUUGCUUGAAGAUUCUUUGAUGAUAUUAAGCUCACUUAUGAGCAACAGAUAUAAUGCACCCUACAAACCCAAAAUACAAACCUGGGUUCAAAAUUUGAGCACCACUGCUGACAUACUAGAACAAUGGAUAGUGGUACAAAAUCUCUGGGUCUAUCUUGAAGCAGUAUUUGUGGGGGGAGACAUUGCUAAGCAACUACCACAGGAAUCCAAACGCUUUGCAGCCAUUGAUAAAUCGUGGUUAAAAGUAAUGCAAAGAGCCCAUGAAAAUGACAACGUGAUUGCUUGUUGCGCUACAGAUGACACGAUGCAACAGAUUCUACCUCAUCUACAAGAACAACUAGAAUUGUGCCAAAAAUCUUUAACAGGGUACUUAGAAAGAAAGAGAUUACUUUUUCCAAGAUUCUUUUUUGUAUCAGAUCCUGCAUUGUUAGAGAUAUUAGGGCAGGCCAGUGACUGUCAUACUAUCCAGGCUCAUUUAUUGGGUUUAUUUGACAAUAUCAAAAGCGUGGAGUUUCAUGAAAAGGUUUACGACCUGAUACUAUCAUGUGUGUCAAGAGAAGGAGAAAAAAUUGAUUUAGAGACACCUGUUCGUUGUGAGGGCAAUGUGGAACAGUGGCUGGAUACAUUGAUGAAUGAACAGCAAAAGUCUUUACACGGCAUUAUAAGAGAAGCUUUCCGUGCCGUCUGUGCUUCGGAGUUUGAGCUCUACACAUUCUUGAACAAUUUUCCAGCACAGAUUGGACUUUUAGGAAUACAAAUCUUAUGGACAAAAACUUCAGAGGACGCUUUAAAAGCAGCGAAAUUUGAUAAAAAGUUUAUGAUUAACGCCAACAAUUACUUUUUAAAUUUAUUAAACAUGUUGAUUUCUAAGACUACAGAAGAUUUGAAACCUAUGGAGAGAGUCAAAUAUGAAACUCUGAUAACAAUACAUGUACAUCAACGAGAUAUAUUUGAUGAUCUAACCAAAAGAAAUGUCAACUCGCUAAGUAGCUUCGAUUGGUUAAAACAAGCCAGAUUUUACUUCAAUGAGGAAACCGAUGUUUGUCAUGUUGAUAUCACAGACGUAGUAUUUGUUUACCAAAAUGAAUACUUAGGAUGCACUGAUAGAUUAGUCAUCACUCCUCUGACUGACAGAUGCUACAUUACUUUAGCACAAGCAUUAUGGAUGUCUAUGGGUGGAGCACCAGCUGGUCCAGCUGGAACGGGUAAAACAGAAACAACAAAAGACAUGGGGCGAUGCUUAGGCAAAUAUGUUGUUGUGUUUAACUGUUCUGAUCAGAUGGACUUUAGAGGAUUAGGUCGAAUAUACAAAGGUCUUGCCCAGUCAGGUGCUUGGGGUUGUUUCGAUGAAUUCAAUCGCAUAGAGUUGCCGGUCCUCUCAGUGGCUGCUCAACAAAUUUACAUUGUGCUCUCAGCAAAAAAAGAUAAAAAGAAAGAAUUCAUUUUUUCAGACGGUGAUCACGUAUCUCUUAAUCCAGAAUUCGGAAUAUUUUUAACCAUGAACCCGGGUUAUGCUGGAAGACAAGAAUUGCCAGAAAAUUUAAAAGUUCAGUUUAGAACUGUAGCAAUGAUGGUACCUGACCGUCAGAUUAUUAUGAGAGUCAAACUGGCAUCUUGUGGAUUUAUUGAGAACAUUGUCUUGGCGCAGAAGUUCUACACAUUAUAUAAAUUGUGUGAGGAACAACUUUCAAAACAAGUUCAUUACGAUUUCGGUUUACGAAACAUCUUGUCUGUCUUAAGAACACUUGGAGCAGAGAAAAGAUCUCGACAAGAGGACACGGAGAAUACUAUUGUCAUGAGAGUACUUCGAGAUAUGAAUCUGUCCAAACUAGUAGACGAAGACGAGCCACUAUUUUUGAGCUUGAUCUCAGAUUUGUUUCCAGGAAUAAAUUUAGAUAGCGCCACCUAUACGGAAUUACAGAGCUACCUGAAAAAAAGAAUAGAGGAAGCUGGACUCAUAAAUUAUGACGCGUGGAACUUAAAGAUUGUUCAAUUAUUUGAAACCCAACGUGUCAGACAUGGCAUCAUGACCCUGGGACCUUCAGGUGCAGGUAAAACCUGUUGUAUCCGUAUUUUGAUGAGUGCCCUGAAAGAUCUGGGUAACCCUCACAAAGAGAUGAGGAUGAACCCUAAAGCCAUUACAGCACCACAAAUGUUCGGCCGUUUAGAUGCUGCCACAAAUGAUUGGACAGAUGGCAUAUUUUCUACCCUGUGGAGACGCACAUUAAAAGUUAAAAAAGGAGAACAUGUCUGGCUAAUACUUGAUGGCCCUGUGGAUGCUGUUUGGAUUGAAAACCUCAACUCUGUGUUGGAUGACAAUAAAACUUUAACUUUAGCUAAUGGAGAUCGAAUACCAAUGGCUCCUACUUGCAAAAUUCUCUUUGAAGUUCACAACAUUGAUAAUGCUUCACCAGCAACUGUCUCAAGGAAUGGCAUGAUUUUUAUGUCCUGCUCUGUUCUGCCUUGGCAGCCUAUAUUAGAGGGAUGGCUGUUAAAAAGAUCUUCCAACGAAAGUAGCACUUUACUGCCUUUAUUUGAAAGUAUAUAUAACGAUACGGAACAUUUCACUACGCUUAACACCGAGGCAAAAAUGGAGGUCCUUUCAUGUAUCAAAAUAAGACAGAUGUGUGAUUUGUUGGAAGGUUUAAUUCCUGCUUCUGUUGAAGAAAGAAAGAACAUGACAGCUAACCAUAUGGAGCACCUGUUUAUAUUUGCUUUAAUGUGGAGCCUAGGAGCCUUGUUAGAAUUAGAUGAUAGAACCAAGAUGCAAGAAUUUCUUCUCAAGCAUAAAUCAAAACUCAACUUUCCAAAAAUUACUGGAGACGAGACAAUAUUUGAAUAUCUAGUUGCAGCAGAUGGCAAGUGGCUUCACUGGCGUAACAGAGUCGAGGAAUACAUUUAUCCCAGCGAUUCAGUUCCUUUGUUUACAUCUAUCCUGGUGCCUAACGUGGACAACGUACGAACUGACUUCCUGAUAGAACUUAUAAGUAAACAAAAUAAAGCUGUUCUUUUAAUUGGUGAGCAAGGUACAGCAAAGACAGUCAUGAUUCAGGCUGCCAUGGCGAAAGCCAACUCUGAAGAAAGAUUAAGCAAAAGUUUUAAUUUUUCUUCUGCCUCGACGCCUGGAAUGUUUCAGCGAACUAUAGAGAGCUACGUGGAGAAACGUGUCGGGACUACCUAUGGGCCACCUGGAGGGAAGUCGAUGACUGUGUUUGUCGAUGAUAUUAAUAUGCCAGUCAUUAACGAAUGGGGAGAUCAGGUGACCAAUGAAAUUACUCGUCAAAUGAUGGAAAUGAAAGGAAUGUAUAGUCUGGAUAAGCCCGGGGACUUCAUCAAUAUUGUAGAUAUCAACUUUAUGGCCGCAAUGAUUCAUCCAGGCGGUGGUCGCAAUGAUAUCCCUGAAAGAUUAAAGAGACAGUUCUGUAUAUUUAACUGCACACUGCCUUCAAAUAAUUCUAUAGACAAAAUAUUUGGUGUCAUUGGAGAGGGCUACUUUUGUAGUACUCGCUUUGUUUCUAUAGUGGUGGACUUGGUCAAGUUACUGGUGCCAUGUACACGUAUUGUUUGGCAAAAAGUCAAAGUGAAGAUGCUUCCAACACCUGCGAAAUUCCAUUACAUUUUUAAUUUAAGAGAUCUGUCUCGUAUAUGGCAAGGCAUACUUUAUAUCAAGGGAGAAGAAUGUUUGACUGUUCGAACCAUGCUCAAUCUGUGGAAACACGAAGUAUGUCGAGUUAUUGAGGACAGAUUUGUCAAUGAAGAAGAUAAAAUGUGGCUUCAAAAAACCAUUCAAAUUGUCAUUACUGAAGAGCUUGGUGCAGAUAUUGCUCAGCUGUUACUUCCCUUACCCCACUUUGUGGAUUUCAUGAGAGAAGCCAAAGAAGAAGCUCCUGCGGAUGAAGAGGGAGGAGCUGGUCAGGCUAACGAAGAGGAAGCUGUUGAAGUGCCCAAAAUUUAUGAAAUAGUGGAAGACUAUGACAUUUUAAAAAACAGACUCAAAACUUACGCUAAAGAUUACAAUGAGCAAGUUCGUGGAUCAAACUUAGAUCUUGUGUUUUUUAAAGAUGCGAUGAUACAUCUCAUGAAGAUCUCUCGUAUUAUACGUACACAAAGAGGUGCCGCAUUGUUGGUAGGUGUUGGCGGCUCAGGAAAACAGUCGUUAACUAAACUUGCCUCUUUCAUGGCUGGCUACUCCUUCUUUCAAAUUACUGUCACCAAAGCUUACAAUAUCAACAACUUGAUGGAUGACCUCAAGUACCUGUAUCGAGUGGCUGGACAUCAAGGAAAAGGAAUCACAUUUAUAUUUAGUGAUAAUGAAAUUAAAGAUGAGAGUUUCCUGGAGUAUAUCAAUAACGUCCUCAGUUCAGGGGAGAUUUCCAAUCUCUUUGCACGAGAUGAAAUCGAUGAAAUAACUGGAGAACUGAUCGGAGUUAUGAAGAAAGAGUUUCCCAAACGACCACCAACACAAGAGAAUCUGUAUGAGUACUUUAUGUCUCGUGCACGAGCUAAUUUGCAUACCGUACUUUGUUUCUCACCUGUAGGCAACAAGUUCCGCAUGCGUUCAUUAAAAUUUCCCGGUUUGAUUUCUGGUUGCACUAUGGAUUGGUUCAGCAAGUGGCCACGUGACGCUCUUGUAGCAGUGGCCCUCCAUUUUCUCGGCCCAUUUCAAAUGGAAGCAACAAAUGAUGUGAAGACAAAUCUGAUAGAAAUGAUGGGUAUAGUGCAUGAUGGUGUGGCACUAGUCUGUAUUGACUAUUUUGAAAGAUUUCGACGACAGGCAAACGUUACGCCCAAGUCGUAUUUGUCAUUUCUUGACGGAUAUAAAACUUUAUACAUAUCAAAGGUCGAGGAACUUCAGGAACUAGAGAGAAAGAUGAACGUGGGUCUUGAAAAAUUAGCAGAAGCAGCAGAAUCUGUUGACUUGUUAAGUAAAGAACUAGUUGUUAAAGAGAAAGAGCUGGAGGUCGCUAAUAAAGCUGCUGAUAAGAUUGUCGCUGAAGUGGCUGUCAUGGCUGAAGCUGCAGAAAAAGUCAAAGCAUCGGUUCAGAAAGUAAAAGACAGAGCACAAAAUAUUGUGGAUGAGAUAGCAGCAGACAAAGCAGUUGCUGAAGUCAAACUGGAAGCAGCUAAACCAGCCUUACAGGCAGCAGAAGAUGCUUUAAAAACAAUAAAACCAUCAGAUAUCGCCACCGUAAAAAAAUUGGGUAAACCUCCUCACUUAAUCAUGAGAAUCAUGGAUUGCUGUUUGAUUUUGUUUCGUAAAAAAAUUGAUUUUCUAGAACAAGAUCCUGAACGUCUUUGCCCCAAGCCUUCAUGGCAAGAAGCGCUGAAGUUAAUGGGUCAGAUGAGCUUUUUGCAACAACUUAUGGACUUCCCUAAAGAUACAAUUACAGGAGAAACAGUGGAAUUAAUGGAACCUUAUAUGAGAAUGGAGGACUAUACUUUUGAAUCCGCACUUAAGGUAUGUGGCCAGGUAGCCGGCCUGCUGUCUUGGACUAAUGCCAUGGCGUUUUUUUAUGGGAUAAACAAAGAAGUGCUUCCUUUGAAGGCUAAUUUAGUCAAGCAGGAAGCCAGAUUGAAGUCUGCCUCUACUGAGUUGUCAGUUGCUCAGGCUGCAUUAGACGAGAAACAGGCAGAACUCAAUGUAGUGCAAGCGAAAUAUAAUGGAGCAAUGUCUAAGAAAAAGGCACUCAUGGAUGAUGCAGAAUCAUGCCGUAAGAAAAUGGAUGCUGCUACUUCGUUGAUUUCAGGUUUAGGUGGAGAACAAGUACGAUGGACAGCACAAAGCUUAGAGUUUAGAGACCAAAUAACUCGUCUGACAGGGGAUGUGCUCAUAUGCACGGGAUUUCUUUCUUACGCUGGACCAUUCAAUCAAGAUUUUAGAACAAAAUUGAUUCACAAUUGGUCAGCAGAAUUGGGCUUUAGAAAAAUUCCGUUUACCAAAAAUAUGAACAUUUUGGAUUCUUUGGUGGAUACCACAACUGUAAGUGAAUGGAAUAUUGAAGGUUUGCCAGGUGAUGAGCUGUCAGUUCAAAAUGGAAUCAUUACCACAAAAGCAUCUAGAUUUCCACUAUUGAUAGAUCCCCAAGGUCAAGGCAAGAGCUGGAUUAAAAGUAGAGAGAAAAAAAGACAUUUACAGGUUUCUUCAUUAAAUCAUAAAUAUUUCCGGCAACAUCUUGAAGAUGCUCUUUCCUUGGGGAGACCAAUGCUAAUUGAAGAUGUGGAAGAAGAUUUGGAUCCGUCCCUUGAUAAUGUCCUUGAGAAAAAUUUUAUUAAAUCUGGAUCGAUGUACAAAGUCAAAGUUGGUGAUAAGGAAUGUGAUGUCAUGAACACCUUCUAUCUGUACAUCACUACCAAACUGGCUAAUCCAGUCUACACACCAGAGAUCAGUGCUAGGACAUCAAUUAUUGAUUUUACUGUAACACAGAAAGGACUUGAAGAUCAACUUUUAGGACGUGUCAUUUUAACUGAGAAAGCUGAACUGGAGGAAGAACGCUCUAAACUAGUUCUUGAUGUGACUUCCAAUAAAAGAAGAAUCAAAGAAUUGGAAGAAAACCUUUUGUACAAGCUAACUAGUAUACAGGGCUCACUUGUAGAAGAUGUCACUUUGAUUGAAGUCUUGAAUACAACGAAAAAAACAGCAGCCGAAGUCAGUGAGAAAUUGGCUAUUGCAGCAGAAACUGAAGUGGAAAUUAAUACAGCAAGAGAAGAGUUCAGGCCAGUGGCGGCAAGAGGAAGUAUUCUCUAUUUCUUGUUAUGUGACCUGGUCAUGGUGAACAGAAUGUAUUCAAUUUCACUGACUCAGUUUCUAGUUCUAUUCGAUAACUCUAUGCACAGGUCAAAACCUCAUCCACAAACUCAGAAAAGAAUUUUGAACAUAAUUGAGUACUUGACCUAUGAGGUGUGGACGUAUACUUCACGAUCCCUCUACAACCAAGAUCGAUUACUUUUUACUUUAUUGCUGGCCAUUAAGAUUGAUAUGGCAAAGGGAAAUGUCAAAAUGCAAGAAUUUCAAAUUUUUAUUAAAGGUGGAGCAGCUUUAGAUUUAAAUGCUGUGACUCCCAAACCUGUCAGAUGGAUCACAGACAUGACAUGGCUUAACUUGGUCAUGUUAAGUUCAUUAUCUGCAUUUAGCAAUAUUCUGACUCAGGUUAGUAACAAUGACAAAGCUUGGAGAAAUUGGUUUGAUAAACCGAGUCCUGAAGAAGAAACAAUUCCUGAAAAUUAUAGCAACACGUUGGAGCCCUUCUCCAAGCUUCUUUUAAUAAGAUGCUGGUGUCCAGACAGAACUUCGGUGCAAGCUCGAAAGUAUAUUAGUUACUCACUGGGACUUAAAUUUACUGAGGCAAUCAUCCUUGACCUUGAAGCUAUGGUGGAAGAAACGAACCCUAGGAUACCUCUGAUUGCUUUGUUAUCAAUGGGCUCAGACCCAACCAAUGAAAUUGAAACUUUAGCAAAAAAACUAGAAAUUCCUUUUCAUGCAGUUUCUAUGGGGCAAGGACAAGAAGUUCAUUCGAGAAAAUUGAUUUCCAAUUUUAUGGAGCAUGGGGGCUGGGCACUGCUACAGAAUUGUCACUUGUGUUUGCAAUAUUUGGAUGAAGUGUUAUCAACAAUUCUAGAGACUGAGAACAUUUCCUUUCAAUUUCGUUUAUGGAUUACAACAGAAGUUCACAACUCAUUUUCCAUUGGAUUAUUACAGGUAUCAGUGAAAUUUACCAAUGAUCCACCGCAAGGGAUUAAAGCUGGUCUGAAAAGAACGUACACAUCCUUGUCACAAGAGUUUAUCGAUAUCUUCAAUUUACCCCAAUGGAGACCCUUGCUCUACACUGUGUCUUUCUUGCAUACAGUUGUCCAAGAAAGAAGAAAAUUUGGUCCCUUAGGAUGGAAUAUACCUUACGAAUUCAACUCAUCUGAUUGGGGAGCAAGUGUCCAAUUUAUUCAAAAUCAUCUUGAUGAUAUGGAUAUUAAAAGGGGAAUAUCUUGGCCAACUGUUCGCUAUAUGAUUGGUGAAGUUCAAUAUGGUGGUCGAGUUACUGAUGACUAUGACAAACGUCUUCUGAAUACUUUCACCAGGGUUUGGUUUGGUGACUUUAUGUUCAAUGAUAGUUUCCAGUUUUACAAAAACUAUAAAAUUGCAAGGAACAGAAUUAUGGCUGAGAUUCUUGACUUUAUCGAAGCACUCCCACCUGUGGACUCUCCAGAAGCCUUGGGUUUACAUCCUAAUGCAGAUGUGACGUAUCAAACUAACACAGCCAAACAAGUGUUAGAUACUAUUGUCAGCAUUCAACCGAAAGACUCAUCAGGUGGUGGAGGAGAAACACGAGAAACUGUGGUGUAUCGUUUGGCAGAUGAGAUGUUAAGCAAAUUACCAGCUGAUUACAUUCCCUGGGAUGUGAAAGCUCAGCUGAAAAAAAUGGGCAAUUUGCAGCCUUUAAAUAUUUUCUUGCGUCAAGAAAUAGAUCGUAUGCAAAAGAUCAUCACCAUUGUGAGACUAACACUUGGAGAUUUGAAACUAGCCAUUGAAGGCACAAUUAUCAUGAGUGAAAACUUACGAGAUGCCUUGGACAAUUUGUUUGAUGCCCGUGUGCCCAAACGCUGGAUUAGAUUUUCAUGGCAAAGUUCAACUAUUGGCUUUUGGUUUACUGAACUUCUUGAGAGAAAUGCUCAGUUUUUCACUUGGAUAUUUUCUGGUAGACCCAAUCUGUUUUGGAUGACAGGUUUCUUCAACCCACAAGGUUUUCUAACAGCUAUGAGACAGGAAGUCACCAGAGCCCAUAAAGGAUGGGCGCUUGAUACUGUAACUUUACACAACGAUAUGACUAAAUAUUACAAAGAAGACAUCAAUACAAGUCCACCUGAGGGAGUUUUCAUCUAUGGAUUGUAUUUGGAUGGAGCUGGCUGGGACAGAAGAUCUCUUAAACUGUGUGAAUCACAACCUAAAGUUUUGUUUAUUGCAUUGCCUGUGGUUCACAUAUACGCCAUCAACUCCACAGCACCAAAGGAUCCCAAGCUCUACCAGUGCCCAGUCUACAAGAAACCCUGUCGGACUGAUUUAACAUUUAUAACAACAAUUUUAAUGAGAACUUCUCAAAGUCCAGAUCAUUGGAUUCUGCGAGGAGUGGCAGCUUUGUGUGAUAUUAAAUGAGUGAUGAGUCAUUUAUUGAAGCUGUUGUGUAUUUUGAAGAGAAUAUUAACUAUAUAUGUAUAUUUGUGGGGAAAAAAGGAAAACAUCAAGCCAUAAAAAUAUAUUUUUGUUUAUUUUUGGUGGUGAGUUUUCUACAUACUCUACACAUUUGUUGAUUGACUUAGGAAAACUUUAUAUGAGACUUUUUAAAAACCUAUUUCUGAAUGUAUAAUUCACAUAACUUACUUUUCUGAAUAUAUAAUGUAUAUAUAACACUACUAGCCUACAUAGUAAUGUAUAGGUUACUGAACAUUCCUAAAAAAUAAAAGUAACCUAUUUCUUUGAUAAUAAAUCACUUCAUAAAGUAACGUUCGUGUUGCAAGAAGUUUUUGUUCAAAAAAAUGUUUGUAUUUAAAAAAAAACUGUUUAAAGAAACGCCAACAUUAUAUUGUUCACCACAUUCCACUAAGGAAAUCAUACUAUAUGUUUUAAAGGAUGUCAAUGAUAACUUUUGUGGGGGAAAAAAAGGAAAGCAUCAAUUCAUAAGAACAUAUUUCAUGCGUUUGGUUGGUGAGUUGUUUACAUAGUCUACACAUCAAUGCAGAAACACAUUUUCUAAGGUCUCCCGUUUACAGCACAAAAUAAUUUCAAUAAUAAUAAUAAAGCUUGUCUUCGAGUACGUAGCUUAUUGAGGAAUGCAGUAUUUCCCUUGUCUAGUCGCCCUAAUUAUCCCGAAAGUAAAAAUCACAGUCUUCACCGAGAUUUGAACCCGGGACCUCCGGUUCGGAAGCCAAGCGAAAAUAAUGUUAUGGGGACGUUAAAAUGGGGGAAGUUCGGCCAAAUUAUAAUGUGAGCAUUCGAUGCUAAGGAAAAAAAAGCUACGUCUAAAAAAGCAUCAAAAAAGAGUAUUUAAAUAUUUCGAUAAAGAAAAUGUACAGCCGAAGAAUAUUCAGAGAUUGUUUGUGGGAGAAAUUACGAUGCGCAGGUGAAAAGCAUAAAAAACAAAACGGGGUUCCAGAGAGAGAGAGAGCGAGAGAGCGGGCAGUGAAAUUUCAUUACACUAAUUCACGGGCUAAAAAAGGUUUGUUAGUUUGAAGCCUGGGACCAAAUCUCAACUCAAUUUUAGUAGUCAACCCCACCUCCUGGAUAAAGCCUAGCAUUUUCCCAGGAUCAAUGCAAUCUAACAGUGUUUUAAGGUUGUCUGUUCUAAAAUAUUUCCAUAUUAUAUCCUGGUAUCUGGGGCAAUCAAGAAGGAUAUGUUCUA
Messenger RNA from Biomphalaria glabrata, 15324 nucleotides. Its product is annotated as dynein axonemal heavy chain 8-like. Bases 183 to 14081 code for a protein of 4632 amino acids. Gene Ontology annotation, molecular function: minus-end-directed microtubule motor activity; ATP binding; ATP hydrolysis activity. NCBI's taxonomy places the organism in Eukaryota, Metazoa, Mollusca, Gastropoda, Planorbidae. Gene Ontology annotation, biological process: microtubule-based movement. Gene Ontology annotation, cellular component: dynein complex. The transcript is spliced from 94 exons. The record is from RefSeq and is a predicted model, not a curated record.